Molecule: messenger RNA, 1886 nt
Organism: Pyrus x bretschneideri (Chinese white pear)
Lineage: Eukaryota; Viridiplantae; Streptophyta; Magnoliopsida; Rosales; Rosaceae
Product: D-cysteine desulfhydrase 2, mitochondrial
Exons: 8
Coding region: 319-1731 (470 amino acids)
Molecular function (GO): D-cysteine desulfhydrase activity
Source: RefSeq, a predicted model, not a curated record
GCAUUGCCUAUCAGAUCGGGCGUUACGUGGCUAAGAGCGUUUACCAUUACAUGCAUCGUGUGUUCAAAGUUCAAACUGCACAAGCAUUCGAACAAUUUACUUGAAAACGGAAUACAACGGGCCUCAUUUCCAUGCCUUCUUCCGGGUCGCACUUCAUCUUCGACUGAAGCGCGGGCAAGCUCAUCUUCUUGGAGCCCCGACCCGACUUCCAGAGCGCCUCCGGCGACGUUCCGAUACUGGCGCGGCGAGGAUUCAUUUUUGGGGGUUUUAGUGUUGGAUGAGACGUUCAUCAUCCCCUUCCAAUUAUCUGCUGGUGUGAUGAGGAUGAAAGUUGAAUGCUUUACCAGUAAGAGCGCGAUUUCGGCAGCAAUUAACCGCGGCUUUCACUCCGGCGUCGUUUCGAAAGGCCGUCGGAUUCAGGUUCUCUCUCUACCUCUCACCAUUGAAGCCAGGCUAAGCUUUCUGUUGCAAUGUGUUUCCAAUUUGAAUUUGCGUGGUGGAGAUUUUGUGUCAAAAUUGCUUGAUAGAAGAUGGGCAUUGCCUGCCCCUGAUGCCAAAAUUCACCAAAUAGUGUUUUCUAGCAACAAAGUAGCAGAGCCAGCCAAAGCCUUGUCUGAUGUUUCCUUCUCCAACAAUACCAACCCAUCUUUUAUGAUGAGCAAGAAUGAUCAAGAACCUUCUUUUUUUGUUGUGAGGGAUGAUUUGUUGCAUCCGUUGAUAAAUGGUAAUAAAGCGCGAAAGUUGGACGCGCUGAUUCCCCUCGUGGAAGAUCAUUCCGUGACUCAUGUGGUCACAUGCGGAGGCUGUCAAAGCGCACAUACAGCAGCUGUUGCUGUUUCAUGUUCAGAGAGAGGACUUAAACCACACUUGCUUCUACGAGGGGAGCAGCCAGAAAUACUGACCGGCUGUAACUUGAUUUCAACAAUGUAUGGAAGUGUCACGUAUGUUCCGAGAUCUCUGUAUGCCAACAGGGAAAAGAUGCUAAAGAGCCAUGCUGAUGAUUUGGCAGGCAGUAGUAGUAGUGUCGUAUGGUUCGAUGAUAUUUUGGAGGCUUCUUUGAGAGAAGAUGAUGGUUCUCAGAAUUUUUUGCAAACGGAUGCUUGGAAGAGUGACCGUCCUUGUAAAAUUGCAAUCGUUAACGAAGGUGCAGGAGAUGUUGUAGCAUUACUAGGUCUGAUUCGCCUAGUGCAGUACUUAUCCCAGAAUCACUUACUUGGGAAAGAGAGGCCCUUGAAGUUUGUUGUAGAUUCUGGAACUGGGACAACUGCUGUUGGUUUAGCACUUGGAGCCAUAUGUUUGGGGCUUCCAUGGGAGGUAACCGCAGUGAUGCUGGCUGGUACAGUUGACGGGUAUAGACAUCAGGAGAAGCGCUUGAUUUCCGAUUUCAAGAGGCAUUUUGGUUCCCAAAUUGAUAGCUGCUUCGAUGAAAUGGAUAGAGGAAUCGUGCACUGGGUAGAACGUCGCCAUCCAAGAAAGUUUGGCAAUGUUUUAGAAGGGGAAGUAGAGGCAUGCCAACACAUUGCAAAACAAACCGGUAUUUUGGUGGAUCCAGUGUAUACACUCGCUGCGUGGGAGAUGGCAACGAUCCUUCGUGAACAGGAAGCAGAAGGAGGUGCAACGGUGGUGAUGAUUCACACUGGAGGCACUCUAGGCUUGUUUGGAUUAGCACAGAGGUACAGAUCCUACUUCUCUAACCUCAAAACUGGACCGUCCAAGUCGAGAGAGAGUUGAGUCCACUGAAUUCACUUUAACCGUAAGGCAUUUGUAUCUCCAUUGUACUUUCAUCCAACCUUUUGUAUCGAAAUUGAGAAAUUAUAGAGAAAUGUUCGACGUCCAAACUAGUGUCAUUUUAAACAUACGAGCUUCUUUUGGUAAAUUGGAGCGAA